Echinops telfairi (small Madagascar hedgehog) is the source of this 4006-nucleotide messenger RNA. RefSeq names its product ribosomal protein S6 kinase C1 (gene RPS6KC1). Gene Ontology annotation, molecular function: ATP binding; protein kinase activity; phosphatidylinositol binding. Bases 39 to 3221 code for a protein of 1060 amino acids. Gene Ontology annotation, cellular component: early endosome. NCBI's taxonomy places the organism in Eukaryota, Metazoa, Chordata, Mammalia, Afrosoricida, Tenrecidae. The transcript is spliced from 15 exons. The record is from RefSeq and is a predicted model, not a curated record. Gene Ontology annotation, biological process: protein phosphorylation.
GGUCUCCGGCGGGCGGAGGAGGCAGAGGCGGCGGGAGGAUGAGCGCUCCCCGGGAGCCGGGAGCGGAUCUGGCUCGUUUCUAUACUGUCACCGAGCCCCAGCGACACCCGAGGGGUUAUACGGUGUAUAAGGUCACCGCCCGGGUUGUUUCACGAAGAAAUCCGGAGGAUGUCCAGGAGAUAAUCGUGUGGAAGAGAUACAGUGAUUUUAAGAAACUUCACAAAGAACUCUGGCAAAUUCACAAAAAUUUAUUUCGACAUUCAGAAUUGUUUCCUCCGUUUGCCAAAGGCAUAGUGUUUGGACGCUUUGAUGAAACGGUUAUUGAAGAAAGAAGACAGUGUGCUGAAGAUCUGCUGCAGUUCUCUGCAAACAUCCCCUCUCUCUAUAACAGUAAACAACUUGAAGAUUUUUUCAAGGGUGGAAUAAUUAAUGAUGGGUCUGAAUUGAUUGGUCCUCCAGAAGCUUCCUCAGAUUCCCUCCUCGAGAGCUUUGCUACAGGAAGUACAGAAGGCUUCUCCAGUGACAGUGAUCUGAUAUCUCUUACUGUUGAUGUGGAUUCUCUUGCUGAGGUAGAUGAUGGAAUGGCUUCCAAUCAAAAUUCUCCCGUUAGAACUUUUGGUCUCAAUCUUUCUUCGGAUUCUUCAGCACUGGGGGCUGUUGCUUCUGACAGUGAACCGAGCAAAGCAGAAGAAGAACAGGGGAGCCGCAGCCUCUUUCCUGGCAGUUUAAAACACAAACUUGGCAAGAGAGAUUAUUUGGAGAAAGCAGGAGAAUUAAUAAAACUGGCUUUAAAAAAAGAAGAAGAAGAAGACUAUGCAGCCGCUUCUACUUUUUAUCGGAAAGGAGUUGAUUUACUCCUCGAAGGUGUUCAAGGAGAGUCAAGCCCUACCCGUCGAGAAGCUGUGAAGAGAAGGACGGCGGAGUAUCUCAUGCGGGCAGAAAGUAUUUCUAGUCUUUAUAGAAGAUCUCAACCUGAUGAGGCGGCACAGCCUCCAGGAUCACUAAGUUCAAGGCCCCCUUGGAACCUAAGGAGCCCUGCCGAGGAGCUGAAGGCCUUCAGAGUCCUUGGGGUGAUUGACAAGGUUUUACUUGUAAUGGACACACGGACAGAACAGACAUUCAUUUUAAAAGGUCUCAGGAAAAGCAGCGAGUGCAGCGGGAGCAGAAAGACCAUCGUCCCCCGCUGUGUGCCGCACAUGGUGUGUCUGCACAAGUACAUCAUCUCGGAGGAGUCGGUGUUUCUUGUGCUGCAGCAUGCAGAAGGUGGCAAACUUUGGUCGUACAUCAGUAAGUUUCUAAACAGAAGUCCCGAAGAAAGUUUCGACAUCCAAGAAGUGAAAAAAUCCACGCUUCCUAAAGUUCACCUGCAGGAGCCAACUUCUAGUCUGCAGGACAGCAGCAGUUUUGAAUCCAGAGGCAGUGACGGUGGAGGCAUGCUUCAAGUGCUCCCUUUGAAAACUAGUCUGACCCCAAGCUCUCAGGAUGAUAGCAACCAGGAAGAUGAUGUUCAGGAGAGCUCUCCGAGAUGGCCAGACUCUGACUCAAGUUCCCAAGAAGAAUGCACCACCAGUUACUUAACAUUAUGCAAUGAAUACGGACAAGAAAAGGUCGACCCAGGCUCUUUGAAUGAGGAGUCCUGUAUGAAGCCUGAAGACGCCAAGGCUGCUGACCGCUUCCCAGCACCCCUUGCUGCUGACUACAAGAGCCCCAGCCCACAGCUGAUGUCUCACGACUUGAAGCUUCUCCCGGAAGAUGAUAACCCAGAAGCAGGUAGUUCUCCAAGAACAUCGGAUUCCCUCAGCAGAUCUAAAAAUAGCCCCAUGGAGUUCUUUAGGAUCGACAGUAAGGAUAGCACGAGUGAACUUCUGGGAGUUGAUUUUGGAGAAAAAUUGUAUAGCCUCAGAUCAGAACCUUUGAAACCGUUCUUUGCUCUCUCUGAAGCAGACAGCCCUUCCAGGAGCUUUGACGCUGUUGAGAGCAAGGGAAAGAUAAACGCUCAGGACACCGUCAGCCGGGGCUCAAAUGACUCCGUCCCAGUUAUUUCUUUCAGAGAUGCUGCUUUUGAUGAUGUCAGUGGUGCCGAUGAAGGAAGGCCUGAUCUUCUUGUAAAUCUUCCUGGUGAACUAGAGUCAACAAAGGAAGCUGCAGCCAUGGGACCUACUGAGACUAACAUCGGCGUUCUAGAAAGUAAACUCUUGGAAGCCCCCGAUGUUUUAUGCCUCCGGCUUAGUACUGAACAGUGCCAUCCUCAUGAAGAAGCAGGCAUAGAGGAAUUGAGUGACCCCCACAGACCCAAAGCCCGGAGUAUGACAGAGAAACACUAUGCCCAGAAGGAUCUUGGGAUGUUAUUUAUAGCAACUGCUGAUCCUGGCCGUUCAGGAGACGAGUCUUUGUUACACAGCUCAGACCCUGCACUUGAAGGACUUGGCGAGAUUGGGUCAGCACUAACAGCCAACAACACAGGAGAAAGUUUAUUCGAUAUUUCUAACCCACUCUCAGGUGCUAAUAAAUAUAAUGCAAACGCAGACACUUUAAAACCAGAAGAAGUAUUGCUGUUUAUAGAUCAAGCUGAUGAUUUCACUAAAGAGGAGCCGACGUCUUUAUUCCAGAGAGACUCUGAGACCAAGGGAGAGAGCGAGUUAGCGCUAGAAGGAGACAAGGAAAUACACCAGAUUUUUGAGGACCUCGAUAAAAAAUUAGUCCUUACCUCCAGGUUUUAUCUCCCAGAGGACUGCAUUCAAAGAUGGGCAGCUGAAAUGGUGGUAGCCCUUGAUGCUUUACAUAGAGAGGGAAUUGUGUGCCGUGAUUUGAACCCAAACAACAUCUUAUUGAAUGAUAGAGGACACAUCCAGCUAACGUAUUUUAGCAGGUGGAGUGAGGUUGAAGAUUCCUGUGACAGCGAUGCCAUAGAGAGAAUGUACUGCGCCCCAGAGGUUGGAGCAAUCACAGAAGAAACUGAAGCCUGCGAUUGGUGGAGCUUGGGCGCUGUCCUCUUUGAACUUCUCACUGGCAAGACGCUGGUUGAGUGCCAUCCAGCGGGAAUCAGUACUCACACUACUCUGAACAUGCCAGAAUGUGUCUCAGAAGAGGCUCGCUCACUCAUUCAACAGCUGUUGCAGUUUAACCCCAUGGAGCGUCUUGGUGCCGGGGUGGCUGGUGUUGAAGACAUCAAAUCUCAUCCAUUUUUCACCCCAGUGGAUUGGGCAGAACUGAUGAGAUGAACACAGUGCAAGAUUUCCUGCACACCCUCUGUCUCUUCUGUGACAGGCAAGGCAGCACAGAGGCACCUCUGUCUCCCAGUCAUCGAUGGGACACCAAGUCGUUUCAAUAAAGACAUUGAAGGAAAUGGGAGAAGAAAGGUGCUAACAAGAACAAUUCAUUUACACAAACUGCCUGCAGAUUUAGAACAGCAAGGGGAUGCUACAUGUAAUCUGCACUUAGUGUGGCAGAUGAGUUAUAAGCCCCACUGCAAAAGGAGCGCCCUUCAACUUGUUCUUAGUGCUGAAUUGAGUGUAACUUGGAAGAAGGACCUUUCCAUGGCAGCUGCUAACCAAGAUCGAUUUAUAUGAACAAAUUACUAUUUGCUGAAUAAUAUACUAAAAUUGCUUCAUGAAUAAUGUCAUUUGUGGAACUUAAGAUGCAAGAAUAAGGAAUGUACACACACCUGGUAGGAAACUUGUACCAUGAUGCUGUACAAUUAACGUGUCUUGACCGUGGCCUCAUACUUUCAGAAGUUCAUGCGAGAAGAAAGCAUUCCACGCUGUCAACUUUGCCCUUUGUUGGGUGGUCCUACAUAUUUAGAGAAGGCAUUCAUAUAAAUACUCUCUCUCUCUCAUGUUUUACUUCCUUUCCCCAUCUUUCCAUUUCUUCCAUCCUUGCCUAGUCACUCAUAUUCCAUUGUUCCCACCCCUAUACAUACACAUACAACAAAAAAGGGAAUGGAUUAUGUAUUUAUAAGGACAAAGGAAUCAUGAGACAAAAUAAAUAUGGUAAAAUUCUAAAUCUC